This is a messenger RNA of Thelazia callipaeda (thelaziosis nematode), 219 nucleotides long. The record is from the annotation of a GenBank genome assembly. NCBI's taxonomy places the organism in Eukaryota, Metazoa, Nematoda, Chromadorea, Rhabditida, Thelaziidae.
AUGAAAAUCAUCGACCACAUGUCUGCUCUACGUGUGGCAAAUCGUUUUCCCAGUCAUCAACAUUUACGAGUACAUUCUGGUGAAAGGCCAUACAAAUGUAUCUACUGUAAUAAAAGUUUCACAGCAAGUAGCAUUCUUCGUACACAUAUACGACAACACAGCGGUGAAAAACCCUUUCAGGUAGGACGAAUAAUUACGGUAAACAAGAAUAUAAAUUAA